UUAAAGACACAGAUGUGUCCCGUGUCUCCCUUCAAAAAGGGGUUUGAUCCACUCACGUAACACAAACCAGAGUGCUGUUAAUCAGAGAGGUUUCCGGACACAAAGCGAAUUUUCAACGAACAUGGCAACACGAAGGCGUAAAAAGACGCGCAUGACUUGGCAACAACAAAUUAUUUCUGUGAUUUAACUUUUAAAAGAUGAAACCGGGUAUGAGUGCAGCAGCGGUUGGGUUUUUCUGAUAUGUCUCCCUGCCGUGAAAAUGACACGUUUUCGUCACUCAUCACGGAAUAACGUUUCAGUGGACGGAAACACCUCAGUGCGCUCCAGUCGAGUUGGACUAUUUCCUGGCGGACAACAAAAAUGGGAGGUAGCCACCUGUUCUCUCCGGGUCCGGCUAUUAUCUGGUCACUAGUCUUCUGUCAGCCAGUUGUUUGUCAGCAGGAGAUGCAUUCGCAUGCUGAGGAUGAGCUCUUCAAGAAGCUGUUCGAUGGUUACAACAAAUGGUCGAGACCCGUUCCAAACAUCUCCGACGUGGUUAUUGUUAAGUUUGGGCUCUCCAUAGCACAGCUCAUUGACGUGGAUGAGAAGAACCAAAUGAUGACGACAAAUGUCUGGCUCAAACAGGAGUGGAACGACUACAAGCUUCGAUGGAGACCAUCUGACUACGACAAUGUGACAUCCAUAAGAGUUCCGUCAGAACUCAUAUGGGUGCCGGACAUCGUCCUCUACAACAAUGCCGACGGUGAAUUUGCUGUGACACACAUGACGAAGGCUCAUCUGUUCCACACGGGCAAAGUGCGCUGGGUCCCGCCUGCCAUUUACAAAAGCUCCUGCAGCAUCGAUGUCACCUUCUUCCCUUUUGACCAGCAGAACUGUAAAAUGAAAUUUGGCUCCUGGACAUAUGACAAGGCCAAGAUUGACCUGGAGAAGAUUGAAAACACAGUGGACCUGAACAACUACUGGGAGAGUGGUGAGUGGGCCAUCAUCAACGCCGUGGGAACGUACAAUACCAAGAAAUAUGACUGCUGCCACGAGAUCUACCCCGAUAUCACCUACUUCUUCAUCAUCCGACGGCUCCCUUUGUUUUACUCCAUCAAUCUCAUCAUCCCUUGUCUUCUCAUCUCCUGCCUCACUGUCUUGGUUUUCUAUCUGCCGUCUGACUGCGGUGAGAAGAUCACCCUGUGCAUCUCCGUGUUGCUGUCCCUCACCGUUUUCCUCCUCCUCAUCACCGAGAUCAUCCCCUCCACAUCCCUUGUCAUCCCGCUCAUCGGCGAGUACCUCCUCUUCACUAUGAUUUUUGUCACCUUGUCCAUCAUCAUCACCGUUUUUGUCCUCAAUGUGCACCACCGCUCUCCCAGCACUCACAAGAUGCCCCGCUGGGUCCACUCCAUGUUCUUGGACCUGAUCCCCCGCUGGCUGUUCAUGCGACGGCCUGCUCCCGACGGCCGCCGUCGCAGGCUAUUACUGCUCCAGCGCGAGGUGGCAGCGGAGCGGCGGCGGGGCCGGCUAGCCAGGUGUCAAUCUGGCAAUUGCCUCAGUACAUCGGCAAACUGGCUACAAGAUGGGAUAAUGCUGGAAGAGCCCAACAGAAACUGUUAUGAGGAUUUGGAGCUGGGAACGCUGACGUCAUAUUUCUCGUUCCGCCCUCCUUCUCCUAGACCGCCAGGGUCAACUCCUCCAACGCAACACAACGCUUCGCAGAACAAUCCAGACCAACAGGAUGGACCUGCAGGGACUAACAGACAGUUGGCAGCUGGAAGGGCCAACAAAGUACUUGACAACACAAUGCCAGACUCACCAGUGCUGCUUUCACCAAGCGUUGUACGCGCACUCGAUGGCGUGCGCUACAUUGCUGACCACCUGAGGGCUGAAGAUGCCGAUUUCAGCGUGAAAGAGGAUUGGAAGUAUGUCGCCAUGGUGAUUGACCGCAUCUUCUUAUGGAUGUUCAUUAUUGUCUGCCUCCUUGGGACCAUUGGUUUAUUCCUGCCUCCUUGGCUAGCUGGCAUGAUCUAACCCAAUGUGGCAAGCAAAUCAACAAGGUGUUUUUUUUUACUACAACAGCACCACCUACAGGCAGAGGAUGUGUACCUGCUGUCAAACGAAUUUGGCAGGUAUUAAUUUCUGAGAGUACGUAUAUUGCCAUGUCACCCAGCUCAGUGCUGCAUUGUCAUUUUUUGAACUUUCAAAGCUGUACUUUGCCUCAGCUGUGCUGCUUUAAAUGCAAAAGAUGACAAUCCAAUGAUUUUUUAUUUCACUUAAGAUUAAAUGUCUUUUAUUAUUUGACCAAGAGGAAUCUAAUAUACUGGAUAUACUGGAUGCCGACUGAGGUUAUUUAGGCUAUUUGCAGAGUA
Thalassophryne amazonica is the source of this 2351-nucleotide messenger RNA. It is a transcript of the gene chrna2b, whose product is annotated as cholinergic receptor, nicotinic, alpha 2b (neuronal). The coding region runs from base 361 to 2013 and encodes 550 amino acids. The transcript is spliced from 6 exons. Gene Ontology annotation, cellular component: synapse; neuron projection; postsynaptic membrane. Lineage: Eukaryota; Metazoa; Chordata; Actinopteri; Batrachoidiformes; Batrachoididae. Gene Ontology annotation, molecular function: acetylcholine-gated monoatomic cation-selective channel activity; transmembrane signaling receptor activity. Gene Ontology annotation, biological process: monoatomic ion transmembrane transport; chemical synaptic transmission; signal transduction. The record is from RefSeq and is a predicted model, not a curated record.